AUGUCAGAGAUCCCUCUUAAACGCAAGAGAAUUACAUCAGACAUUUUAUCCAUCGCUAGCUCUAAUGUGAUUGUACCUAAUCAUAGAAAUGACAAAAUCAAAAAGAUUGAGUCAUUAGUAAGCAAGCUCGAGUUGGAGAAAUCAUCAUUGGAGUCAAAGCUCAAAUGCGAGGCCGUAUCAUAUAAUCUGGAGCUGGAAGAAAAGGCGAAAACUAUCUCCUUUCUCAUUGAUGAAAAAGCUGAAUGUCAAAAAAGGGCUAUCUAUCACAAAGAACGCUACGAUGAGGCAACAGCAACAUUAGCCAAAAUGAAAGAGAAACACAACUCGGUUGCAAAUGAGUUGAGAGAAUCACUGGAAUCAUAUCGAUCACAAGUGGAUGAAUUGGAUAGUCAGUUGAGUGAACAGAUCUAUGAAUCUAGAAGAGCAGCCUUGUCAGAGAAUGAGACUAGAAGGCAGUUGACAUCCAAAAUACAAGACUUGAACAUGAGAAUUGAUGGCUUGGAGGAUGAGGUCCAAGAAAAAGCAAGCGUCAUUCAAAGAAGCUUACUGCGAGAGCAAGAACUUACGGAAACGAUCAACGCCCUGGAGCAGCAACUCAAUAACAACUCAUCAUACCCAAGUAAUCCCCAAGCUUACCAAGAUUUAGAAACCCAAUAUCAAAGCAUAUCAAAACGUGCAUUGGAUCUCGAAACCGAAAAUGCCAAAUUAGCAAGCGAUUUGAAGCAUCACAAAGGCAUUUCACAGAAUAUCGAGACACUUCGACAAGAAAAAGAAAGCUUAUCACACCAGCUGAAGCGAAUGAAUGAUAUUUGCGAAGAGAAUUACAGAAUAGAAAAGGAGAACAUCAAAUUGAAGGCCGAGCGAGCUUCGUGGGCAUCUUAUUUGGAAUCACAGCCUGAAUACAACACGCAGAGUCCUGACAGCAUCAUAUACAAGCUUACACAACAAGCCGAGGAAGCCAGCUACCUGAAACAAUCGAUUGAGCACUACCAAUCGCAAGUGAGAGAUCAAAUGAAAGCGAUUGAAAAACUGGAAGAUCACAUUGACGAGUUGAAAAAGAUGGUGGUCAAGAAUGAACGCCUACAUACAGCCGAUCAAGCUAGUCGAGAUAUCCUGAUCAGAAACGCAGACUCCCUCAAGAGACAUAUUGCUAUUCUGGAGCGACAGUUGGCCAUGUACGAUCAAGAGGAAAUGCUCGCCAUGGAUCAAGGCCAAUACGAUGAAGCCAAAACCAAGCGAAUUCAAGAGUUGGAAGAGUUGCUGAGAGAAAGCGAGAAUCGCCUUGCGUUGCAAGCGCAAGAAUUGGCACAGGAAAAGAUCAAGCAUGCCAGCGAGCUGCCUCCAGUGCAACUGAGCAGCGGCCCAUACGAAAUGUUGGAAUCAGGCGUAAGCGCGUCCAAGCAAUUGUCUGAACUUGUUGCCAAACAAGACAAACUCAUGCAAGAUUUGGGAGAAAAAUCAGUGAAUGAAUUGCUACUGCAACGACAACUCAAGUCAGCUCAAGAGCAGAUUGAACAGCUGAGUAAAUCUAUUGAGAGCCAGCAGCGACAGGCUCGUACCUUUGCUCCUGCCGUGCCUACAGUUCCUGCGGUUGAGUUGCCAUCUGAACUGACGAACAGCGAAAAAGCAGCGCCAGCUAUAAACUCACAAGCAACAGCAGCAGAGAAGCAGACUGAUUCCGAUGAAUCCAAUCUUCGUAUCUUGACAUUAGCAGACAACCCAGCUUCAAAGGACCUUGCUGUUCGCACCCACUUAUUAAAGCGUCUUGAAAAAGAGAAUGCCGAUCUUUUGCGUCAAAUUACCUCGGAAGCUUCAUCUGACACUGAUCUGAUUACUGUGCCUAAAUCCUCUCUUACCAAUUUGGAAGCCAAGAAUGAAAAACUUCAAUCCGACUUGCAAUCUCGCGAAAAGCGUAUUCAGCGUCUUCACAGCAUCUGGGAAACCAAGAUCAACGAAACCAGUUCUCAAAUCCGCCAAUUGUUGGGAUACAAUGUCAUUUUCCGCAAUGAUGGCGUUACUCGUUUGGAAAGCAUCCUUGUCGACCCCACAGAGCUGGCGUUCAUUGUCAAAAUAGGCGAUACUCACAGUGAAUCUGAAAAGGGCAUGCUUCGUAUGGUGGGCUCGAAAAAGGAGCAUUAUAUGAAGCAAUUGGAGGACAUGUAUCAACUUUACAUCAUUCAAGAUCGCAAUAUCCCUGCCUUUUUAAGCGCUGCUGCCCAAGAUUUCUAUGUCAAUGCUAAACAGCAGGAACAAUCCAUGUUGUCGCAAGAUGGAGAGCAAGUCGAUUUUAUGCAGGUCAAUGAUGAAGACGACUUUGAGCCUUACGAUGAAGAAACCCGCAUUCAUGACGACCAGAUGGACGUGCUAGAAGAGGACUUUACAGUGCAAAGCGAGCCCAAUCCUGCUAGUUUGACUGUGGCAUCUGAUGAUGAAGGCGAGAUGAUUGAACAUGAGGAGUACACAGAGGAUGAAGAAGACAAUGAAUUGGUUGUUAGUAGCGAGAUUGUUCGUGACGACAGUGAUUUGGUCAUACAUGAGUAUGAGGAAGAUGACGAGAAUGUAGAAGAUUAUGACUACAGCGAAGAGGACGCAGGAAAUGAUAGUCUCAUUGUCAAUAUUGACAAUGGAAUAGCCGUCGUUGGAGAUGGCGAGAGCGAUGAAGAGGAAUUGGACGAAGAAGAAGAAGAAGAAGAAGAGGAGGAGGAGGAGGAAGACGAUAUGGAGGGUGAAGAUGACGAGGAAGAAUACUCUUCACAACACUCUGCACCAUCUAGUAAUCCUCAAAUAGUUCUUAUUGAUGAUGAUGAUGAAUAA
Molecule: messenger RNA, 2814 nt
Organism: Mucor velutinosus
Lineage: Eukaryota; Fungi; Mucoromycota; Mucoromycetes; Mucorales; Mucoraceae
Exons: 7
Coding region: 1-2814 (937 amino acids)
Biological process (GO): mitotic spindle assembly checkpoint signaling; attachment of mitotic spindle microtubules to kinetochore
Cellular component (GO): nuclear envelope; mitotic spindle; kinetochore
Source: RefSeq, a predicted model, not a curated record